CCUACGCCGCUCUUCCAGGGAAGGCAGAGCGGAGAGGCGCGCCCCCUUCUCUCCUCUCCCCGCACUCAGGAGGGGCGCCAUGCCAUGGAGAGCCGGGGCUCGGCGGUGCUGGGCUUGGGGCAGCUGGUAGAGGCGCUUCCAUGGCCAGGCGCGCAAGAGGAGGACGAGGAGCGAGUGGGGGAAGAGGAGGGAGCGGCGCUGCGGGAGUUGCGCCGCCGCCGCGGGCGCUCCUUAUCCUUGCCGUCCAGCCCGACUUUCCCUCGGAGGGAAGGCGAUGAAGAGGAGGAAGAAGGGGAAGGGGGCGUGCCGAAGUGCUGCGCCAAGUGCACCAAGAAGCGGGUGCAGUUCGCGGACUCGCUGGGCCUGUGCCUGGCCAGCGUCAAGCACUUCAGCGCCGCCGAGGAGCCGCGCGUCCCGCCCGCCGUGCUCUCCCGCCUCCAGAGCUUCCCCAUGCGCCACAAGGACCUGGAGAACUUCAGCGCCGCCUUGGCUUCCCUCCGCAACUCCCUCCGCGCCCCGCCCCCGGAGCCUCCCCAGCAGCGCCUCCUCCUCCUCGGCCGCCUGCCGCUCUGCGCCUCGGUCCCGGUCUGCCUGGAGGAGGCCUCCGGGAGCUGCGUGGACGGGGCGCCCUCUGAGGCGCGCGGCGUGGUGCGCGUGCAGGCUGGGCCCGGCCCGAAAGAGGUGACGGUGCGAUACACCUUCAAUGAGUGGCUCUCCUUCCUCGACGCCGCCGCCUCGCCGCUCUCUUCGUCCUCCGACGGGCCCGCGCAGGACUCCGCCUCCUCCUCCUCCUCUGUGGAGCGCUUCGGCUUCAGCCUCUGCCUGCCCCCCGGCCUGGAGGAAGGCUCCGCCGUCCACUUCGCCGUCUGUUGCCGGAGCCCCCAAGGCGAGCACUGGGACAACAAUGGCGGCGCCAACUACACCCUCAGCGCUCAUGAGGAGACCCGAGACUGAGGAGAAGGAAGGAAGGAAGGCGCAUUGGAGGCCCACACUGGCUUCACCGCGCUCCCAAUUGAAGCCCCUCCGACUACUCUUCCUGCACUUCAGCCUCCUCUGGUGUUUUGAGUCUGUGUUCCUGCAGAACAGAAAGGCUUGACACUGGAUGCCAUUGGGGUCUCUCCCAACUCUACCAUUCCCUCAAAACAGCCCCUGCCUUUGGGUUUCAUCCAGAGAAGACACAAAGGGGUCCAAUGUGUCGUCGAAGGCUUUCAUGGCCAGAAUCACUGGGUUGCUGUGAGUUUCCCGGGCUGUAUGGCCAUGCUCCAGAAGCAUUCUCUCCCAAAUGUUUCACCCACAUCUAUGGCAGACAUCCUCAGAUGUGGAGGAUGGAGCCCCCGGUGGCGCAGUGGAUUAACCCUUGUGCUUGAAGGUUGAAUUCCACCCGGGGAGAGUGUGGAUGAGCUCCCUCUAUCAGCUCCAGCUCCAUGCGGGGACAUGAGAGAAGGAUGGUGAAAACAUCCAGGCACCCCCUGGGCAACAUCCUUGCAGACGGCCAAUUCUCUCACUCCAGAAGUAACUCAAGUUGCUCCUGACACGAAAAAAAAUGGCUGCAAUCAUUUGGUAGCUGUGAGUUUCCCGGGCUGUAUGGCCAUGUUCCAGAAGCAUUCUCUCCCGACGUUUUGCCCACAUCUAUGGCAGGCAUCCUCAGAUGUGGAGGAUGGAGCCCCUGGUGGUGCAGUGGAUUAACCCUUGUGCUUGAAGGUUGGUUGCAGACCUGAAGGUUGCCUGUUCGAAUCCAACCCGGGGAGAGCGUGGAUGAGCUCCCUCUAUCAGCUCCAGCUCCAUGCAGGGACAUGAGAGAAGCCUCCCACAAGGAUGGUGAAAACAUCCAGGCAUCCCCUGUGCAACAUCCUUGCAGAAGGCCAAUUCUCUCACACCCGAAGUGACUUGCAGUUUCUUAAGUCGCUCCUGACAUGGAAAAAAAAACCCUCAGAGGUAGUGAGGUCUGUUGGAAAUUAGGGCCCUUCCACACAGCCAUAUAAUCCAGAAUAUCAAGGCAGGAAAUCCCACAAUAUCUGCUUUGAACUAGGAUAUCUGAGUCCACACUGCCACAUAUUCGUAUUCAAAGCUGAAAAUGUAGGAUUGUAUUCACCUGUGUGGAAGGGGCCUAUGAAAGGGAGGUUUAUAUAUCUGUGGAAGGUCCAGGGUGGGAGAAAUAACUCUUGUCGGAGACAAGUGUGAAUGUUGCAAUUAAUCACCUUGAUUAGUGUUGGAAAGCCUGGUGGAUUCCUGCCUGUGGGAAUCCUUUUUUGAGACAUGAGAGAAGCCUCUCACAUGGAUGGUAAAAACACCAUACAUCCGGGCAUCCCCUGGGAAGACGGCAAAUUCUUUCACACCAGAAGCGACUUGCGGUUUCUCAAGUCGCUCCUUACACAAACACACAAAGAAAGCUGGCCCUGAUUGUUUCUUGUCUGGAAUUCCCAUUUUCAAAGCAUUGCUCUUUAUUUAUUGUUCUGAUUUUAGAGUUUUUAAUACUGGUAGCCAGAUUUUGUUCAUUUUCAUGGUUUCCUCCUUUUUGUUGAAAUUGUUCACAUGCUUGUGGAUUCUCUGUAGUCUGACAUGGUGGUGGUUAGAGUGGUCCAGCUUUUUCUGUGGUCUCAGAUAGCAUUCUCCGUCCAGGUUGGUUUAUCAAGUGCUCUGCUAUGGCUGACUUCUCUGGUUGAGAAGUCUAGUCUGCAGUGUCCUUCAUGUUCCUUGAUUUGUGUCUGGACAUCACUCCUUUUGGAGGUCCCUAUGGAGACUUGUCCACAGCUGCAUGGUAUACGGUAGACUCCUGCAGAAGUGAGAGGAUCCCUCUUGUCCUUUGCUGACUGUAGCAUUUGUUGGAUUUUCUUUGGCUUUAUAAUGCUACCAGUAAUCAAGGUGAUGAAUUGCAACAUUCAUACUUAACUCCAACAGACAAUAGUUCUUUCUCCCACCCUGGACAUUCCACAGAUAAAUAAACCUCCCUUGUCUAGUUUCCAAUAUACCUCAUAAUGUCCAAGGAUGCCUGCAGGACAGAAUGCUUCUGGAACAUGUCCAUACAGCCUGGAAAACUCACAGCAACCCAGUGAUUCCGGCCAUGAAAGCCUUCAACAACAUAUACUGCAAAUUGCUUCUGGUGUGAGAGAAUCGGCCAUCUACAAAGACGUUGCCCAGGUGUGUUACUAUCCUUUGGGAGGUGUUUCUCAUGUCCCCGCAUGGGAAGCUGGGGCUGACAGAUGGGAGCUCACCCUGAAUUGCGGAUUUGAACUGCCAGCCUUCAGAUCUUCAAGUUCAGACGGCACAAGGGUUUAACCCAUUGCGCCACUCUGGCUCCCUUGAGAAGACACUGAGAAGAGACAUAAAGAGAUUCCCCCUUUGAGGCUUGAUUGUGACAAGGAACUCCCUGCAACUAGAUGGACGGAGGGAGUUGAGAAGUGGAUACAGGGGUGUAUGUAUUAUACUUUCUGCUCUAACAUGAACAGAGAAAUGACAGAACAACGUCACCAGCAAUACUGUGAAAGGAAUGGCCAGCCUUUCCUCUUGGCUUUAUGGUUGCAACUUUUCUGGAUGGAGCGGAGUUGUGGAUACAAGGAUGUUUGUGUGUUAUAUUUGCCUCUUCAUAUAUAGAGAAAGGAUGGAGCGAGUUUGCUAUUCCAAAACAGUGUUACCAGUAUGACAAUACUACGAAAGUACAGGCAGUCUCCAAGUUAGACAUAUCUGACUUACAUACAACUCAUAGUGAAGAAUGGGGAUGAGACAACAGCAAGUGAGAGAAAGGGAAAUUUACUCCUGAAAGAGAUAUCAUGGGAAAAGGUGUCUCCACUGAAGCUUUAUCACUAAUCUUUGUUUCAACAACAAGCUAUUUUUUUCAAAAUCCAAUUAUCCCAGGGACAGAAGGUGAGAUGAAGUCUAUUGAACAGCAAAACAAACACUACAGGGGUGUUAACCAGUCCCUAUGCUAUCCAAAGCUAUAUAUAUAGAGAGAGAUUGGAAUUACAGUACACAUAGAAAAUGAACCUGUUGUGACAUGCAGAUACAGAGACGUGUGUGAUAUCCUUGCCUCUCUUCAUAUAUAAAGAGAGAGAAGGAUGGGCGUAUUCUAGUACAAUAUCACCAGGAAAAACAUAACUGCAAGUAAUGGCCAAACAGCUCGCUGCAACUGGGUGGAUGGAGCUGAGAAAUGGAUAGUGACGUGUGUACUUUAUUAGCCUCUUUUCAUAUGGAGGGGGUUUGCUGUUCCAGUACAGUGUCACCACCGAGAAGAUACCGUGAAAGUAAUGGCCAGCCUCGGAGAGAAAGGGCUUUCCUUUUGCAUUGAUUGUGCCAAGUAAUUCCCUGCAACUGGGUGGAUGGAGUUGACAAGUGGAUAUAGGGACAUGUUUGUGAUAUACUUGCCCUUCUUCAUAUGUAGAGGGAGUUUGCUGUUCCAGGAGGACAGUGUCUCCACAGGGGUAAAAGUUUGCAACCUGAAAAAGCUAUUUCUGACUUGUGCCUUUCAUUUUUUUCCUGGACACUUUAUGUAGGAUGGAAGCACUAAGGGACCCAGCGGUCACUGACAUAAACUUGGAGAUAUUUUGGGAGAUCGCCUAGUUUUAACAGAACUGGAUAGAGAGUCUGAGCUCUUUGAAAGGAACUUUGUGUGUUUGUUUGGUUUGCACUAAGGAUUUGAGUCUGUUCUAGACUAAACAUGUUUUAGAGCUACUAAAUCAGACCAUAUGUAUGCUCUCAGGGUCUGUGAAAGGUAUGAUUUAUGUGUGUCCUACACAAUUCACAGAGGCUUGAAACCUCCAUUACUCACUGACUUCAAAAUCCUUCCUAUGCCUAAGGAAAAGGGCUCCGGGACUUGUAAGAAGCUGCAGAAGGCAGAUCGAAGUUUUUCUGAUGGAAUUAUUUCUGCCAUAAAUGUGUUGCAAGUACAAAGGGCUAGUUCUUCUAAUUUUGAUGCUCAGACUGGACUGUCGCCAUACUUUUGAGACUUUGAGAAAGUUGCUUCUGGGAAUUAUAGUAACAAAAAACUAUUCAAGGCUGUGGCUGAAGCUCAGUGGAAAUGAGCUUUUUACAAGCUUCUGGAACACACUCACACCACAGAACCUUUUCAGAUGUGUGUAGAAGUAUACGUCUUAGUUUGUUUAGUUGGCUGUGCACAGUGCCUUUGUGAAAUGUACUAGCAGGAUUUAAAACAAGCUGGACUAUCAUGUGUCAAGUUGACCAUCCUUGGAAUGUGCAAAUUGGUGCAUUGUUUUUUUAAAAGACGAAUUUGCUCAAUAUUUGAAAGCUUCCCUUUUUAGAGAUCCUUUGAGAUGAAACACGGUGACAAAAGCUGUCACAAUGGAUCCUGUUUUGUCACUUUUAGCGUAAUCCUUUUCACUUGGGUGCCCCACUUCUCCAGUUUGGAUAAACCGUGUAAGGAUUCACUUUCACUUUGAAACUUAAAGCACUUUUACAACCUUAAGUGGCUUAUUAAGCUAGCAGUCACUUUACUACAACUCACCCUCCAGUUCUUACGAAGAACAAAUAUUUUGGGUAAUUAGCUGCUAAAAUAGAGGGAACAAUUCAAUCACUAUUUAAUUGGUGCCUCAUUGAGUUAAAUGGUUAGUGAAUCACAGUCUAAGGACUGCAUCCAGUUGUUAGACCUAUUGAAUGUGUGGAAUUUACUUAUGCAUUAAUUCACCGUUCAAUGAGUCCACUCAAUUUUGGACUAAUCAGUAAGAUUCAGGCUUUAAAAGGCUGCCUACUCAUUGUAUUGUAUUAUAAGGUCAUUGUUCAUUAUAGAAAUUUUCUUGAAUGAGAUGUGGGUAAAUUAUCGAUUUGCUUUUUAGAGGCAAAAGUGUGGAUUUCCAUGCUUUCUUAUAAAUUCUCCUUGUCAGACUUGGGGAUGUAGGAUUCCUUUCUGUUUGGAGUUCUGAGAGAAUAAUACUAUUAAAACACACCCUCUUUAUUGACCUGACAUGAUAUAGAGGGCGUGUUCUAUAGUAUAUGUAGGUAUACAGGUUGACACCCAUAUACCAAAUGUAACUAUUGCAAUUAUGAUAGGUAUGAUGGCUACUUUAAUGAAGCACCUGCUUUUUGUUUGAAUUGAGCCUGCUAUGUGACUACUGCUUUGACUGAUAUAACCCUCAAAGUGAAGGGGUGUUUGAGCAAGAAUAAAAUCUGUGAAUUCAUGCUUGGCUAUUCACAUCUUAAAGCCAUGUCUUACUGUGACUUCAUCUUUUUGUAAUCCAGGUCUACUGACACUUUAAAUAGUGUUUGCAGGAUGGCUACAGUGGGGUUGUGCAAGCAACACAAUGUUCUGUAAAGGUGAAUCUAAGAGCCCUUUCCUAGCUAUGUCUAGAUCAAGGUCUAAGUACCUUUCUUUCAGGCAACACAACUAUAACGCUACAAUUCACUUUAAUUACCUUGGCAACAUUCUGUGGAAUACAUGAAUUUGCAGUUUAAAGAGGGACAUGUAGAGUUCUUAGCGAGAGCGCACCUAUGAACUAGAAAUCAAGGAUUCUGUAGGAUGUUACCAUGAUAAUUAAAGUGGAAUCAUAGUGUUAUAAUUAUGUAGUCUGAAAGGUAUCUAGACAUGGUUCUCCAAUAUGUACAUGUAGGUUAUAGUGUCCUUGCAGUAAGAAAUACAUUAAAGGCUGCUCUUCUGUGCAUUGUAGUUCAGACUUUGAAAGCUGUAUGUAGAAUGUAACCUUUUUAGACCUAAUAUACAUUGGGGCAAAAAAGAUGUUGGAUAUUGUUUAAAAUUUUCACAAUGUUCCUAAAGAGUUAAGUGGCUGUCUUGUUUUUGAUGCGUAGACAGGCUGACAGUGAAUCAUGCUAUAACCUUGGACUUCAUCAGCUGAAAAUUGUUUGGGAUCAAAGUUGAAAUGUACUGGAAACCCUUCUGGUUGUAACAUGGAAAAUGUGUAUACUCACCAAGCUCCGCAUUGGCUUGUGUUUUUAUUUGUAUUUUUUUAAAAAAAAUAGACUUAUUCCAGCCAGAACAGAAUCUUUCUUCAACAAGCAGGAACGAACCCAUUCUAGUCACUAUUUUAAAAUGCUGUAUUGUAACUGCAGGCUUUCUGUUUUUGAUUUCUAAAAUGUUUUAGUCAUUGAAUAAGGAAGCACAAGUAUAUAAAUUAAUGUCACCUAUUCCUUUUGUUUGGAUCAAAAAUGAUACCGUGCCAAAGAACUAGCAAUGAGCUGGAAGGUCUUCUACAUAAAAUUUGCUGCCAAUGCUGCCUUAAACAGGAAAGAUUUGCCAUUUUUAGAAAAGAAUCAUACUAUAAAAAGAAGAUAUGCCAGUUUGUAUCUUUGCAUGAGAAAUUGCUUGCAUACAUAUGGCAUAGGAUAGAGUUCGGAAAGGUUAUUACGUUGGGACUACAACUUGGAAAAUCUGCCAACCAAUAUUGCUAACGCACGUGUUGGAUGGGGGACUUGGGGAGCUGCAGUCCAAAAAGUGCCCUUCCAUGCCCUGGUUGUGUAGAUAUUUUGAGAAAUGUAAAAUUAGGGAGAAAUUGAAAUUUGUGCCAGUUCAAAGCGUUUCUCAACUCUUCUCUAUAAUUCUGUAAGCUGGCUACCAAAGUCCAGCUCUUGGCUGGAUUAAUGAGAGAGGUGAACAAGAAAGAUGGUUGGAAGGUCUCAGCCGGUUGGGAUCAGAGUGAGAUCCUUCACAGCAAGUGAAGAGAAAAUUGCUAGCAUGCUGCGAUUAUUCUGGCAAAACUGGAAAGAACUCGAAGGUAGACAGUGGAUUUUCUUGCUGAGAAUAAUCUUGCCAAAAUAGGAUUCAAAGGAUACUAAGGAGUGGCCUUAUAAUCUUUGAAGUGCUCAAACCCUUCUGAUGUAUUGCCUGCCUGCCAUCUGUGUAACCUUUCAGAGGAAUGUCAAAAACCUCUGUUUUGUGCCUUUAUGGAGGAGUAUACGUAUGGGGAAAUGAGUUUGGAUGAAUGUGUCUAGAUGUUUUAUGGGUUGACUCAAUAAGCAAACAUUGUAGAAUUUUAUGAAUAAAAAAAGCAUUUUGCCUAUGUAUUGAA
Messenger RNA from Anolis carolinensis (green anole), 7967 nucleotides. It is a transcript of the gene ppp1r3g, whose product is annotated as protein phosphatase 1 regulatory subunit 3G. Gene Ontology annotation, molecular function: protein phosphatase 1 binding; glycogen binding. The coding region runs from base 85 to 954 and encodes 289 amino acids. NCBI's taxonomy places the organism in Eukaryota, Metazoa, Chordata, Lepidosauria, Squamata, Anolidae. Gene Ontology annotation, biological process: regulation of glycogen biosynthetic process. Gene Ontology annotation, cellular component: protein phosphatase type 1 complex. The record is from RefSeq and is a predicted model, not a curated record. The transcript has a single exon.